AUGUCGCAGCAAUACUCAUACGGCGGCGGAGGCGAAGGAGGCUAUCAGCCCCCGCAAGCGCCUCCUCAGCAGCCUCCUCACAUGCAACAACCCAACUCGUACGCACCCGGUCCCUACCAAGGUCAGCCUCACGGCGCCCAAAACCAGUACUACAACGGUCAACAGCCCCAACAUCCUCCUCCUCAGCAGUACUACGGUAACGACCAAAAGAUGGCGCUCAAGCCCGAAGGCUUCGAAGGCGAGCGCUUCAAGCCCAAGCCCAAGUUCAACGACCCCAUCUUCCUCGUCCUCUUCCUGCUCGUCUUUGGCGGCUUCAUCGCGCUCUCGGUCAUCUGUCUCAUGGGCUACUCCAACGCCAAUGUCAACGUCUCCAUUGGCCGCACCAAUGUUCCGGGUAGCACACUCAACGGUCAGACGGUCAUCAUGUUCAUGAUCUGCUGUGGUGUCGCGCUCGUUCUCUCGUUCAUCUACAUCCUGCUCGUCCGCACUUUCCCCAAAUUCAUCCUCGAGGCGACGCUGCUGCUGACCACGCUCGCCAAUGUCGCUUUCUGCGUCUACCUCUGGGUUUCGGGUAACACGGCUGCGGCUAUCAUCUUCACCAUCUUUGCCGUCUUCAGCGUGAUUGCCUACUUCUUCAUGCGCAAGCGCAUUCCGCUCGCCAAGCUCAUCCUCGUCACUGUCAUCCGCACGGCAGAGCAGUACAAGAGCGUCUACGUCGUCGCGCUCACCGGUCUGAUCGUCGAAACCGCCUUCAGUGCAUGGACCAGCUGGGUCAUCGUUGCAACUUACCAGCGCUUCCAGCCGAGCGGACAGGCGGCCGGCAGCAGCUCUAGCAACGCCUCGAUCAUCGGCCUCAUGGUCUUUAUCGUCUUUGCCUACUACUGGAUCUCCGAAGUGAUCAAGAACGUCGCCUUCACCACCGUCGCCGGCAUCUUUGGCGUGGCUUACUACAACGUCAACAAGGUUUCGCACGCUGCGUGGGGCGCGUUCCGCCGCUCCAUGACCUACAGUCUGGGGUCAAUCUGCUUCGGCUCGCUCAUUGUGGCCAUCCUCGACAUGCUGCGUGCGCUAUUCAACCUGCUUCAGAGCCAGGCAGCUUCGGAUGGCGAUAUGACGGGUCAGAUUCUGGCGUGCAUUGCCUCGUGCUGCAUCGGCUGCAUCCGCGCCCUCGUCGACUACUUCAACCGCUACGCCUACAUCAACAUUGCCCUCUACGGAAACGGAUACAUCCGCGCGGCCAAGGAGACCUGGUCGCUGCUCAAGGACCGCGGUAUCGACGCGCUCAUCAACGACAGCCUCGUCAACAUUGUCUUCAACUGCGGUGCUUUCAUCGUCGGUCUGUUGACCGCCCUGUUCGCUUACGUCUACGAGCAGAAGACCAACCCACAGUACCUCCAGAACAGCUCUGGGUACUACUCGAUCAUUCUGCUCGUAGCGUUCGGGCUGGGCUUCAACAUCGCGCUCAGCGUGGGAGCAGGCAGCAUCGCCAGUGGUGUCAGCACCUACUUUGUCGCGCUGGCUGAGGACCCGUACGUACUGCAGGGCAAGAACCCGGAGCUGUUCGAGAUGAUCCGUCAGCAGUACCCGCAUGUCGUACAGGCUGUCAAUCACUAA
This is a messenger RNA of Kalmanozyma brasiliensis GHG001, 1614 nucleotides long. Its product is annotated as Choline transporter-like protein. The transcript has a single exon. Gene Ontology annotation, molecular function: transmembrane transporter activity. Lineage: Eukaryota; Fungi; Basidiomycota; Ustilaginomycetes; Ustilaginales. Gene Ontology annotation, cellular component: plasma membrane. Bases 1 to 1614 code for a protein of 537 amino acids. Gene Ontology annotation, biological process: transmembrane transport. The record is from RefSeq and is a predicted model, not a curated record.